Molecule: messenger RNA, 744 nt
Organism: Candidozyma auris
Lineage: Eukaryota; Fungi; Ascomycota; Pichiomycetes; Serinales; Metschnikowiaceae
Gene: CYT2
Product: cytochrome c1 heme lyase CYT2
Exons: 1
Coding region: 1-744 (247 amino acids)
Biological process (GO): cytochrome c-heme linkage
Cellular component (GO): mitochondrion
Molecular function (GO): holocytochrome-c synthase activity
Source: RefSeq, a predicted model, not a curated record
AUGGGCGAAGAGUCGAAAUGUCCUGUGGAUCAUUCUCAGAGGAGUACGUGGAUGGAGAAGAUGGGCAAGCUGACCCCUCAAGUAGAACCGCAAAGUAAUCCUGAAGCAUCAUCCUGCCCCGUUGAUCAUACCGCUAGAUCUAGAUGGUUAAACAGUGUAAAAGUCUCAUCGCAAGGAGCACCAGAGGAUUUGGAAGUUGAGGGCUGCUCCUCUGAUAAGCUCAAAGAAGAACCCGUUCUUGAAACCGCGUCAAACCUUCCGCUAGAUCGAGAGAUAAGUUCGAUUCCUAGGACAGACACAAGAACCAACUGGAUCUAUCCAUCCCAAAAACAAUUCUUUGAGGCAAUGAAAAGAAAAAAGUGGAACCCUGAGGCAAAUGAUAUGCUGACUGUUGUUCCAAUUCACAACCAUGUGAAUGAGCUUGCAUGGAGACAUAUUCUUAAUUGGGAAAGAAGCCACUUGGAAGAAAGCAAGCAGAAGUGCGGUGGGAUAUCCUUAACAAGUUUCAAAGGUGAUCUGAAGAAGCUUACGCCACGUGCGUGGAUAAAGUCUACUCUUCUUGGCCAGGAGAAGCCAUUCGACAGACACGAUUGGACAGUCGACCGGUGUGGGGUGGAGGUGCCUUACGUUCUUGAUUUCUACAGCGCAGGUGAGAAGGGCGGAGUCUUUGUGGAUGUCAGACCAAAGAUCGAUUCAUGGGAAGGCUUUAAGUUGAGGAUUAGCAGAGCUUUGGGGUGGGCAUGA